This is a messenger RNA of Paramuricea clavata, 977 nucleotides long. NCBI's taxonomy places the organism in Eukaryota, Metazoa, Cnidaria, Anthozoa, Malacalcyonacea, Plexauridae. The record is from the annotation of a GenBank genome assembly.
AUGGGCUUGGUGUGUCUGGAUUAGUUUGAUCACCACUUUCAUCUUCAUCAAAGGCUUCUUCAUCUAUUUGAUCCACCACACUAGUGUCUGAUGGUGAGUCACAAGUCACCUAAAAUAUUAAAUGAAAAUUAAACUAAUAUUUUGAAACAUCUCAUUUGUAGACCCCAACUUCUGCAAAGGAAUGGUUAGAUGUAGGAGAAGAAUUUGAGAAAAAGUGGAACUAUCCUUGCUGCAUAGGGGCAAUAGAUGGCAAGCACGUUGCCAUACAGCAGCCUAGCGGUAGUGGUUCAGAAUUUUUCAACUACAAACACUUUUUCAGUGUGUUGCUAUUUGCUCUAGUUAAUGCCAAUUACAAGUUUAUUUAUGUCAAUGUUGGUGCCUCAGGACGUGCAGGAGAUGCUGGUGUGUAUAAUGAAUCAACCUUAAAGAAAGCAGUGAUCGAAAACACACUUAAUUUGCCACCACCUGCAUGUAUUCAAGGAAUUUCAUCAUCAAGAAUAAAUUACCAUAUCAUUGGGGACGAUGCUUUUCCAUUGAGCUUAACUAUGAUGAAGCCAUAUCCUCAUAGAAAUUUAGAAAAGGAAAAACGAAUUUUUAACUAUCGAUUAUCGCGUGCAAGGCGUGCUGUAGAAAAUGAUUUUGGCAUUUUGGCUAAUAGAUGGCGAGUGUUCUUGACAACAAUAAAAUUAGAUCCAGACAGGGUGACAGAUGUAAUUCUAGCAGCUUGCUGUUUGCAUAAUUACUUGGUGGAACAUAACAAACUUUCCUAUACGACCUAUACAUCAGCUGCAGAUGUUGAAAAUAGUGACCAUACAAUAACAGCUGGAACAUGGAGAAGUAACACAUGCUUGACCAGAUUGAAUCAAUUUAGCACUGACCGUAACCCACCAAGAAAUGCUAAAAAUCAACGCGAAUUGCUGACCGCAUAUUUCAACAAUCAUGGCUCGGUUCCAUGGCAGGACUUUAUGAUUAAAUAA